GUUUAUAUAAUUUUACAUCUUUAUACAAUGAGAACGACUAAUGUCUGUCUCUUCCCACAAACCCUUUCAUCAGUCAAAAUGUCUGCUUCCUUGAGUUGUCAGAGUGUGAUAUCGGUGACAAACAUGUUGACAUUCGUUCAAUAAUUUGUUCAAUAACGGUUUGAGAUUAUUCUACUUUAAAGUGUUGUGAUAUAUUCUAACGAUGACCAGUUGUUGUGAUACGUGGGCGAGGCUUUGACAAAUAGCGUGUUUCUGGCUAGCCAAUUAUAUAGCAGCUAACGUUAGCCAAUGUUACUUGGCUGUUGCUCCCGUCUUUGUUUUCACACCUUUGCCCCACAGAACGCGCUUGCCAGAGUCGGCACUUCGAUAUACAAUAACUCUGCAACACGAGCACUUCAUGUCACUGCAGCAUGCUGCAAGAAUCGUGCAGCUCGUAUUCGGGUGGGGAAAGGAGACCGACCACUAACCUAUGAGCAAGCACUCCACCCCCACCACAUAGGACACCGCAACUGGCUCUCACAGCACACUAGUAACCUACAGGGAGGAGCAUCAAAUCGUACUGUCGUACGAACUUUCCUUAACUGCCUGGCCAAUGAGAUUGUGAUAAAGCGACGAGGCAACAUGCUGGUGGUGUGUACCCUGAUGCUACAGAAGUUCUACUUCCUGAUUGGCUACACGGAGACACUGCUCUCCCACUUCUACAAGUGUCCUGUUAAGAUGGAGGGACAGACCCUGGAGGAUAAGGCUGUCUACAAGUACCUCUGAAACAGAAAUUGCUAACAGAUUUGACUUUCAAUACUUUUUUUAAACCUUUAUUUUACUCGGCAAGUCAGUUAAGAACAAAUUCUUAUUUUCAAUGACGGCCUAGGAACAGUGGGUUAACUGCCUGUUCAGGGGCAGAACGACAGAUUUGUACCAUGUUAGCUCGGGGAUUUGAACUUGCAACCUUUCGGUUACUAGUCCAACGCUCUAACCACUAGGCUACCCUGCCGCCCCACUUGUCAUACAGGACUAUUUUGGGGAAACUCACCACUGUACAGUUGUAAAAAAUAAAUGGUAUUUUAAUGAG
Molecule: messenger RNA, 1069 nt
Organism: Oncorhynchus keta (chum salmon)
Lineage: Eukaryota; Metazoa; Chordata; Actinopteri; Salmoniformes; Salmonidae
Gene: mrps24
Product: mitochondrial ribosomal protein S24
Biological process (GO): translation
Cellular component (GO): mitochondrion
Source: RefSeq, a predicted model, not a curated record